Molecule: messenger RNA, 3184 nt
Organism: Nylanderia fulva
Lineage: Eukaryota; Metazoa; Arthropoda; Insecta; Hymenoptera; Formicidae
Product: TOM1-like protein 2
Biological process (GO): signal transduction
Cellular component (GO): endosome; membrane
Molecular function (GO): ubiquitin binding; phosphatidylinositol binding; clathrin binding
Source: RefSeq, a predicted model, not a curated record
GGUCGAGAAUUGCUGCCCUUACGGACUGCGCUUUCUGCACUCAAAAACGGGACGAGAGACGAGACGUGCGGUUCGCGGAACAAGGAGAGAGAUGGGGCAAGAAAGUGCGCCGAAGUGCGCUUGGAGAACGUGUGCGCGCUUAUAAAAGAGGGGGACCUAUUUAAAGGGCGUUUCGCACCUAUCCUUACGCAGCGCUGAUUGGCGCACGGUUUCGUGACAUUUGCACGAUUUCGCGUAUCUGCCUUGUAGAUACGUACACAUACAUAUACAUAUAGUACGCCGUUGCGUACCGUCAUAUGAUUUUGUCAAUCGGUGUUACGCGAGAUUGACAAAUUGUCAGUGCACGCCAAUUGUCAUCGCUGUCAGGCUGUUGUUCAUCGUGGCCGCGUUUCCCGUGUAACGUAUGCGAGUGAGUGUAAAAACGCGUCAGGUUUCGACAACGCAGGUUCUCUACUACGCGCCACGAGAAAAUGUCACUUUUCGGGGUAGGCAACCCCUUUUCCACGCCAGUAGGGCAAAAGAUCGAGUCCGCUACAGAUGGUAGCUUACCAAGUGAAAAUUGGACGCUUAAUAUGGAAAUAUGUGACAUUAUAAACGAAACCGAGGACGGGCCGAAAGACGCUAUUAAAGCGAUCAAACGCAGGCUCAAUCAGUCAGCUGGCAAAAAUUAUACAAUAGUCAUGUAUACACUUACCGUAUUGGAGACGUGUGUGAAGAAUUGUGGAAAACGUUUUCACGCUCUUGCUUGUUCAAGAGAAUUUGUACAGGACCUAGUUAAAUUAAUCGGUCCCAAAAAUGAACCACCAACAGCAGUUCAGGAGAAAGUUCUAAGUAUGAUCCAAACAUGGGCAGAUACAUUCCGUCAUCAGCCGCACACUCAAGGCGUUGUGCAGGUUUAUCAAGAAUUGAAGAUAAAAGGCAUACAAUUCCCCAUGACUGAUCUGGAUGCCAUGGCACCAAUUAUCACGCCAGAAAGAAGUGUACCUGAAACAGAGCAAAUUCCAGCAAGUCUGACUACAUGCGAGCAACCUGCCUCUUUGGGAACACAUUUACCACCUCAAACAUCACAAUCUAUUGGUCCGUUAAAUCAGUUGAAUGAACAACAACUGGCCAAAUUACAAAGCGAGCUUGAUGUCGUUCAAGGGAACAUGCGUGUAUUAUCGGAAAUGUUGGCAUACUUCACAAGCCCUGAUCAAAGUAGUAAACAACAACCAGAUUCUGCGGAUCUUGAACUAUUAAAUGAACUUUAUUCAACAUGUAAGGCAAUGCAAGAGCGUGUUGUCGAUUUAAUCGGUAAACUGGCUCACGACGAAAUGACAGCAGAAUUAUUACGUAUUAACGAUGAAUUAAAUAAUUUAUUUCUUCGUUAUUCACGUUAUACGAAGAAUAAGACGCAAAUGCCGGCAAGUACUAUAUUAGCUCAGGCGAUCGGACAUCCACCGAAUGCCGAAUCGACUCCACCUACCACUAAACGAGAAGCGGAAUCGCUCAUAGAUUUGUCCGACGAUGUGCAGGAUUUGACAAAACAGAUGAGUGAAGUCGUAGGUGCAGCUGAAGAUGUGGAUAAAAACAAAACGGACCAAAAGAAAAAAGAAGGAGAUAAUGAUGAAUUUGAUAUGUUUGCACAAUCGCGCAAUGCGACAUAUGAAACAACAAAGAAUAGUGGCAGCAAAUACGAGGAUAACUUGGAGCAGGUGAGAGGAGGUAGCCUAAGUACGGCAAUUCUCAACCGCAAUAACCCAAAGCUACCCCAGCAGACUGCUACUAGUGCUAGUCCAAAUCUGGAAUCUGAAUUCAAUGAAAUGGCAGCCUGGUUAGAUCGCACACCUGGAGGACAAGGCGAUCAGGAAUCCUUGACAUCGUCGGAAUUCGAGCGUUUCUUAGCAGAACGUGCAGCCGCGGCUGAAGCUUUGCCAAGUCUCCCUACAGCGACAACUGCCACCUCGAACUCCUCGACCAGCGGUAAUCAGAAUAUUCAGCGCCAAAUUAACAAGGAUCAGGACAAAUCAUUAUUCGCUCUUUAAGUACCUUGGAACUCUCUGUUGUUGUAAAACACAGGAGGCUAAACUUUCACUGGGACUGUCGUGCUAAGUUUAAACGGCACGUAUGAUUUUUUUCUGAUUGUCAUCACCGCUCCUGGCUGUAUCAUUGAUAAUUUAAAGUACCGAUUUGUAUUUUUAACAUUAGGAGCUGGAAUAAAAUAUAGAACAUACACAAAAGCAUGGGAGACAAAGUACAUACAGGAAAAAAAAAAUGCUUUGUGCUUGUACGUACUUAAUAAGAUAACUGAUAUACUAUACAAUCAUGUUUGAGAUAUUAUUUCUGUUAUAAAAUUGUGGUCGUAAUAUGGAUAAGUUGCUUCAAAGUUGUGACUAUUAUUAUGUGAAUGAUAGCAUGUUAAGGAUUAAUUUAUGUUUGUACAUAAGUGACAAUAUGCGUCCAUGAAAAUUUACAGAGAUCAUAAUAGAUCUCUGUUAUGAAAUUUUGUCUGAUUGAAUCAGAAUCGAAUAAGAUCGCAUUUAGAUCAAAUUUCCGAACUGAUGCAUGGAUAUUCGGACAGAUGUCCACAAUUGAAUAUAAUCGAUCUUAUCUAUAUAUUGACAAACUAUUUUUCUAUGUUGAAGUAAAUUUUGUCUCAGCUGUUUGACAUUCUAUACAAAAGUACACACACACACAUAACACACAUUCUACAGAGUUAUUAUAUUUACUAUUAUAUUUCCUACUAUUGUAGAGAAUAUUAAUAACUUAUUAAUAUAUAAAUUUUAGAAGCAUGAAUUUAUUAUUACUGCUAGUAUCCAUUAAUACAGUUAUGUAAUAUUAUAAUAUUAUAUUAUACAAAUGAUUAAUAUAUUCUCUGGAAUUAUUGUAAAUGCAGCAGUAAUAUUGGUGACCAGAGAUGUUUUUUUUUUUCAUAUCUUAUGUGACAGCUCUUGAGAAAAAGUGAUAUUUUAGCUUUAUCCAUCAGAAUUUUAUUAUUUAAUCCCAAAAACAUUCAAUAUUGUUAAUUUUUAAGUUUAUUUGCUUAUGUUUCUAUACUGUAUUUAUGCAUACUUAGGGCGAAUAGAUGGUUAAAAAAAGAAAAAAGUACACCUGCGGUGCCUGUAUUGACUGAACUCGCAGUUAAUAAGGAUAUAAUAUGUACUCUUCACUUACGCAGAAAAUAAAACUGUGCAUCAUAACCAAA